This is a messenger RNA of Notechis scutatus (mainland tiger snake), 341 nucleotides long. NCBI's taxonomy places the organism in Eukaryota, Metazoa, Chordata, Lepidosauria, Squamata, Elapidae. The record is from RefSeq and is a predicted model, not a curated record.
GCCUUGACCAAAUUCUUGAAGUGUGUCAACUGGCAUCUUCCUCAAGAAGCGAAGCAAGCUCUGGAACUCCUGGGCAAAUGGAAGCCGAUGGAUGUAGAGGACUCCCUGGAGCUUCUGUCUUCACAGUUCACCAACCCAACUGUGCGGCGUUAUGCUGUGGCCAGAUUGCAGCAAGCAGACGAUGAGGAUCUGCUGAUGUAUUUACUGCAGCUUGUCCAAGCUCUGAAAUACGAAAAUUUUGAUGACAUCAAGAGUGGGUUGGAGCCCACAAAAAAGGAAACUCAAGGAUCGGUGUCAGAGAGUAUGGCCACAUCUGGAGUCACUGCGCCUGAAAUAGAGAG